AUGGUCGCAACCAGCACGCCCAGCCAGUACCAGGACAGAGCCGGCUUUGGGCAAGGCCGACUCAUCAGCGGCAAGGCCACUGUCGAGAGCUUUCUGUCCUUGAGCGCUUUGAGUCUCGUGGUCCCAACUCACAUUCAGAUCAACCACAGCGGGGACAGCACACCCGUGCCAUGGAGAGGCUCACCCUGGUCCUGUGGGCCCUGCUGGUGUCUGCGGAGUCUGCCAACCACACCUUGGCGCCAGGUAAGAGUGCCAUGGGCUGAGCUGGGCUGGGCUGGGGCUGCAGCCUCCUCUUCGUCCUGCCUGGCCCUUCCGCCAGGCGCACACUCCCCUCUGCCCUCCACCGUGGCCUUGCUGCCCGCAGCCUUGAACUUCAGCUGCUACCGCUGCUUCAAAGUCACCAGCCCCACCAAGUGCAUGCCCACCCUCUGCCAGGCCACGGACCGCGUCUGUGCAUCCAAUGAGCUGACUGUCUCUCUGAGAUCGAAGACAGCCAUGUUGCUCAGCAAGCGCUGUGCCCCCAGAUGUCCCCACAGCAACGCGAAGUUCGAAUGGUCCCCCAGCCCUGGCGUGGCCGGCAAGAUCAUCCGGCACUGCUGUGCCCGCAGUCUCUGCAACCGCGCGGCCGGGGACUGCGCCCUGCAGGAGGGCCUGCUGCUCCCGCUGGGCCUAGGCCUGCUGCGGGCCCUGUGGUGA
This is a messenger RNA of Tupaia belangeri chinensis (Chinese tree shrew), 696 nucleotides long. RefSeq names its product lymphocyte antigen 6 family member L (gene LY6L). Bases 1 to 696 code for a protein of 231 amino acids. Gene Ontology annotation, cellular component: plasma membrane. The transcript is spliced from 4 exons. The record is from RefSeq and is a predicted model, not a curated record. Lineage: Eukaryota; Metazoa; Chordata; Mammalia; Scandentia; Tupaiidae.